Drosophila serrata is the source of this 1104-nucleotide messenger RNA. RefSeq lists its product as uncharacterized. NCBI's taxonomy places the organism in Eukaryota, Metazoa, Arthropoda, Insecta, Diptera, Drosophilidae. The record is from RefSeq and is a predicted model, not a curated record.
UACGUGCUCGUAACAAUGAAAGUGACGUGGAGCAAUGGCAGUCGCUUUAAUGGCGGCACUUCCGCCGGCAACCAAAAUCCACAACUGAAGCUGGAGAUGAAUGCAUGGCAGCCUUUUACGCAGCACAACAAUUGGCUCAUCCUUCAGGCAACCGCUCCCAGUUUAAUGCAGCGGCAACGCGAGGAGAUCCCUGAAAGACGGACGGAGCCGGAACGACUUCCUGUCAAUUACUAUGCCUACAACCAUCGUUACAAUAACAGUGUGGCGUCUCCUUCGGCUGGCGGAAAUUACAAACCGGUUCCACCCACCGAUCCAGCCAGCUAUGUCCUGGCCAUCAGCCAGCAGAUGCGACGCGGGCAAAUCCUGCGACAGCUGCCGCCAGCCAAGGAAACUCAACCGAAGCAGGAGAUGGAGCCAGAGCAGGAGCCGGAGCCGAUGCCUCAGCCUCAGCCGGAAGUUCGCAAGGCGGCAGCAACUUUAACCCACCAGGCUAAUGGUGAUGAUGAUGGUGAUGGCGAAAACGCGAACGAAAUCGAUACCCUGGAAAAUGAAGCAGGUGGAGAGUUGGUGUCGCUCCGGGGAAUCGAAUCCUACUUGGCGCCCUUUGAGCGGGCUCUGGUGAAAGUGCGCGACAUUUGCGACACGCUCAGGAUGGCAAUUAACGGGGAGGAAGACGAGUUCGUGCCCAAUAAUUUGGAUGCCACCACAAGCGAUGCGAAGGCAUCGCCAUUUACUGUAACAUCAAAGGAGCUCCUCGUCCAAGGUCGAUCCCAGCGUCUGGCAGCUGAAACCGAGGGCCGCAAGCUCAAGAAGCUAAAGAAGAAGAUCCAGAAGCUGCUACUUCCCCUACUGAUAGCCUACAAACUGAAGUUCCUCACCCUCAUACCGGUGCUCAUUGGCGGACUCACACUCCUGGUGGGCACCACGGGUUUAGCCGGCUUCUUCUUUGCCCUUUUUACGGCCGUAAUGAGCCUAAAGAGCUCCGCGGGCGGUCAUGCCAGCAAGGCGCUGGUCUUGAAGAAACUCUGAUGGGUUUAGAUUUUAAGCAAAUUUCGGGGAUUAAGCAGUUUGAUUUGGGUUUGGUCGAUGGUCUGGGACUAUAAA